GGGGGGGGGGGUUCUAUCACGCUUUUCUUUCCCUGAGAAAAUUGCCUUGGCGAGAAAGAGGAGUUGAGCUAAUUGUAGCCUAAUCCCUGGCCCAGAGGCGCUCGGGCAGCCCGGAGCCACAUUCUUCUUCUUGAUCCCUUUCUCCUUAUUUUCUUCUACUUCUGGAGUCUUCUUCUUUUCUAGUCCCACUAAAACGACAGGAAGACUCAUUUAAAGAAGAAGGAAUAAGACGAGGGGGGAAGGAAGGACGGAAGCUCAUCUCCUCGAUGUUCAAGGAGGGGCGAAGCAUGUCGCGGCUCUCUCUGACCCGGUCCCCGGUCUCCCCCCUUGCCGCCCAGGGCAUCCCGCUGCCGGCGCAGCUCACCAAAGCCAACGCGCCCGUGCACAUCGACGUGGGCGGCCACAUGUACACCAGCAGCCUGGCCACGCUCACCAAGUACCCUGACUCAAGAAUUAGUCGCCUGUUCAACGGCACCGAGCCCAUCGUGCUGGACAGCUUGAAACAGCACUACUUCGUAGAUCGCGACGGUGAGAUAUUCCGCUACAUCCUCAGCUUCCUCAGGACCUGCAAGUUGCUGCUUCCUGAAGACUUUAAGGACUUCCAGCUACUGUACGAGGAGGCGCGCUACUACCAGCUGACGCCCAUGAUCAAGGAGCUGGAGCGCUGGAAGCAGGACCGCGAGCAGCGGCGCAUGGCGCAGCCCUGCGACUGCCUUGUGGUGCGCGUCACGCCCGACUUGGGUGAGCGAAUCGCCCUGAGCGGCGAGAAGGUCCUCAUCGAAGAGAUCUUCCCUGAGACGGGAGACGUCAUGUGCAACUCGGUCAACGCCGGUUGGAACCAGGACCCAACCCACGUCAUCCGUUUCCCCCUCAACGGCUACUGCAGGCUCAACUCCGUCCAGGUCCUGGAGCGUCUCUUCCAGAAAGGCUUCAGCGUGGCGGCGUCCUGCGGCGGCGGCGUGGACUCGUCGCAAUUCAGCGAGUACGUGUUGUGCCGUGAGGACCGGCGGAGUCUCUCCAUCAACACGCCCAUCAGGAUAAAACAGGAACCUCUGGACUAGAGACCCAGGGAAGGGACCGCCCGGCCAAAUCCACCGGGAAUCCCCGACCGCACACCCACGCCCUCAUAGCAGAGGCACGUCCAACCUUCUGAGGGGAAUGUAGACGCGGAAAAAAAAUAAUAAUUUAAACAAAGGUUUGGAAUUCUGCCCGAAGAGCAAACAAACACGUGAGCAGCUUAUUUGAACCUUUAGGACCACCGUGACGCCCGCGACCGAUCAUUAUGGAGGUUUCCUACUUGGAAGAAGACGGACACACGAAAAAAAUAAUAAUUUAAAGAAUGACUGGGAUUAUUUUCUAAUCCUUUCUCCAAUAUGAAGGACGUACAGUAUUGUGUUCGUUAUGUGGAGCUUGUUGGGAGGGAGGGUUUUUUGGUAGGAAGCGGCUGGCGAUGCAUUCCGGAUGGGGUCGCUUUUUCCAUUGUAUUCCCCCCCCCCUCCCACAAACACGGUCGGUUUAUGUUCUCCUUCAACAUAUCUCUAGAGGACUUUGAGUCACAGUUUUAAUGAAUGUUUUUCAAAAAGACGCCAAUAGUUUACCAGUACAUCUCGCCAAGGCAGGAGGCGUACUCUAAAUGUUCGGUAACGUUUGAUUAUUAUUAUUAUUUUUUUUUUUUUUUUUUUUUUUUGCACUUAAUCGUCUGCCACAGCAUGGUUCUGCUGUGUGCACAUGGACACAGGUAUUUUAGAAGUGUUUUUUUAAUUAGUUUUUAUUAUACAAGCACUAUAUUUAUCUUCCCCAACCAAAAAUACAAUACAUUGCUAAUCAAUGAAAAAAACAUGUAUCUCCACAUUUUUAUGAAAAUGAUAUAUAUUUUUUUUAUCGAAACAACAAAAUGAAAUUACUGUUUAAAAAACAAAAUGAGAUACAUGGAGGGUAUCAAUCAAAUUUUAUUAAUUUAUUUUACUUGACCCCCUAACAAAACAUGCAAUACAUUGCCCUCCAAUGAAAAACAUGUAUCACCAAAUUGUUUCCUUUUUAACCAAAAUAUAAAAAAUGGAUUGGCGAUACAUGCUUUUCAUUUGACACCAAUGAAAAAUAGCAAUAGUUUAUUUAUUUUUUCUUUAUAUUUGUUUCCAUAACAAAAAUAUAAAUAUUUGGCCAAUGAAAAACAUUUAUAUCCACCAUUUUGUCUUUUUUAAAUCAAAACAUGAAGAAAAAUAUUUUUCUGAUAAAAAAUGAAAUAUGUUAUAAAAUAAACUGGAGAGCCAUGAUUAAAAUAAUUCAAUUUUUAUUCUCAACAAAAAAGACAGUACAUUGCUGUCCAAUUAGGAGAUAGCAACACCUACUACUACAGCUAUAUAUAUAUAUAUAUAUAUAUAUAUAUAUAUAUAUAUAUAUAUAUAUAUAUAUAUAUAUAUAUAAUUAUUGGCCAAGUACAAGUACUGUAAAGCCAAGAGCAUCGCCAAAGAAACCGGUUUUGCCAAUCAAAAGGUGAAAGGCAGCUGCUUUGUCAAAAGCCACCUCAACAAAAACAACAAAAGCAAACUGAAGGAAAGGGAACUCAUUUGUGUAGUGAAAAAAAAUCACUCAAAAAAUACAUUCAAUUCAUUUAAAAUCUCAUUUGAAUUGAUUUAAAAUCAAUAAAUUUUAUUUAAAAAACAUUUUAAAAAGUACGUGUGUUCAUGUGGACAUGGCCCUUUCAAGUCAUUUUCAACUACACUGUAGGUACCAAAGCUGACAGGGUACGUAUUUUAUUGAUUGUACAAAGAUGUUUUUUUGUUUUGCUUCGUUUUUUUUUUUUUUUUUUUUUUUAACAAUGUGUUUAAAUAAAUAAAUAAAGGGGCACGUGCAGUGCUGGUUACAAAGAUCUCUCACUGACUUAACUGACUGACAGUCCACAAUAGAGCCACCAACUUUCCAUCUCGACGCAGAUUAGCUGAGGAGCGCCUUUUUUGGCAGAGAGCAUUUCUUUUCUUUUUCGGGGUGGUUGCGCUCCCCACAAAGAAGUGGUCGUGGGCGGGCCGUGUUUUCUCUCUAUCAAAGCUCGGGGUGCAUGCGUCAUGUUCCACAUGCUCUUUGUUGCUUUUCAAACACAUUGAUGGGAAAGAUUGGAUGUUUGUGGGUGCUUUAUAUAUAUAUAUAUAUAUAUAUAUAUAUAUAUAUAUAUAUAAACUGUCUUUUUUUCCGGAUUGGAAGAAAGAUGGUUGUGGCAUCGGCCUCCCACACUCCCAACAAAGCAGUACUGGCUCUUCUCCAUUGGGGGCGCUCAUAGAAUCAAACCACACUUGCGACGAGGAUUUUGGAGCUCACCAUGUUGGGUUCCUGCACCAGUGGAAAUAAAGACUCCCAAAAGAUUGCUCUGAGAACGAUUUUUUCCAGGGUUCAAUUUUAAUCCACUAAAGACGCUGUUUUCCUCUGGACGGGGUGUUAUUUAUUUGGUUUGGCAGCAAUAAACGCACCCCCUCGCAGCCCUCGGACCACUUGGAACCACAUGAGCACACCCAAUUAUCCGGACUUGUGUUUUUAACCAUUAAAAAAAGAAAAACCCUACAAAAAAAAAAAAAGAAUGAAAAGCAUCACAUUGUGUACAUAUGGACUGAGGCGUUUUAAAGGGUAUAAUAAUAAUAACAAUAAUAAUGUACAUAAUUUAAAGUGUUUAACAACAAUUAGACUGUGGUGUUAAAGGGCAUGUGUUAUUUUGCAGUGUCUUCUUCAUUUGACUUUUCUGGCAUAUUUGCAAUAAUAAAAGGAUGUUCUGUAUAGCCCUGUGUGUCUUCU
Phycodurus eques (leafy seadragon) is the source of this 3780-nucleotide messenger RNA. Its product is annotated as BTB/POZ domain-containing protein kctd15. Gene Ontology annotation, molecular function: protein binding. Bases 267 to 1061 code for a protein of 264 amino acids. The record is from RefSeq and is a predicted model, not a curated record. The transcript has 5 exons. Gene Ontology annotation, biological process: protein homooligomerization. NCBI's taxonomy places the organism in Eukaryota, Metazoa, Chordata, Actinopteri, Syngnathiformes, Syngnathidae.